Messenger RNA from Gossypium raimondii (Peruvian cotton), 3144 nucleotides. RefSeq names its product pre-mRNA-processing protein 40C. The coding region runs from base 251 to 2914 and encodes 887 amino acids. Gene Ontology annotation, cellular component: nucleus. The transcript has 15 exons. Gene Ontology annotation, molecular function: transcription coregulator activity; RNA polymerase binding. The record is from RefSeq and is a predicted model, not a curated record. Lineage: Eukaryota; Viridiplantae; Streptophyta; Magnoliopsida; Malvales; Malvaceae.
UUAUUAUAUUAUUUUUCAACUCUUAUUUCGUUUUCCUUUGUUUAGUCCCAAAAGCCCAAAGCCCCAAACCCUAACCCUAAUCUCUGCCUAAUAAUCUCCUUCGACCUUGACCGGCACCAUUGUCCCCCUUCCUCUUUGUUUUCGGUACCAAUACCCAAUCGAAUGAAGCUUUCUCGGUAGUCUCAGAAUCCUGUCAAGUAUCUUUGCUAGGACCAUCGUUCAAAUUCUUCCUAGAGCGUUUUCACCAAUAAUGCAGCCUCCUCCUUUGCCAGUCCCGCAAGGAGCCUUGUCGAGUUCCGCAAGUUUUUCUUUUACUCCAAAUCCUCAGUUGGUUCAGAAUGCUCAAAUUCAACCUUCUAAAUCUGAUACGCUAGCUACUGGUACACAAGCUAUGGCUGCAUCAUCUCCAUCCACUGUUUCUCAGUCUGGGCCAUUGCCUGUUCAUAACUCUUCAGAGUUUACAAUGAAUGCAUCUACUACUCCCAGUUUUGCCCCUGUAACUUCAAGGAUGCCCACAACUCCUCCUUUUCCUAUGUCUAGCGGAUCUUCUGGAACUUCAGGGACACCUGGACACCCUGGAUCAAUACCAUCUAUUCAGAUGAUUACUGCUUCUGCUGCUGUGGAUUCUCCCUCUUCUGCAGUUCCUGGACCUGGUGCACCUGUUUCAUUAAAUCCUGCUGUUCAGCAACAAGUAUACCCUCCCUAUACAUCCUUACCUUCUAUGGUUUCUUCUCCUCAAGGGUAUUGGAUGCAACAUCCUCCAAUGGGUGGUUUUCCAAGGCCUCCAUUUGUGCCUUAUCCUACUGUUUAUCCUGGACCUUUUCCUUCAACAUCAAGUGGCAUGCCUCUUCCUGCACCAUCAUCUGAUUCUCAACCUCCUGGUGUUAGACCUCUGGGAAUGAGUCCAUUUGCACCAUCUGCUGCUGCUCUGGCUAACCAGUCAUUGGCAAUCCUGACAGGAUUUCCUCCUCAAGGAAUUGAUAAUAGGAAACUUGUCCAUGAUGUUACCACCAAAGUUGAAUCUGCUGGCAAUGAACAAUCUGAUGUCUGGACUGCCCACAAGACUGACACUGGGGUUGUUUAUUACUAUAACGCAUUAACAGGAGAGUCGACUUAUGAAAAACCUGCUGGAUUUAAAGGGGAGCCUGAUCAAGUUACCGUGCAGCCAACUCCAGUUUCAGUGGAGCAAUUGGCAGGAACAGAUUGGGCACUAGUUACCACAAAUGAUGGGAAAAAAUAUUACUACAACAGCAAAACCAAGAUUAGUAGCUGGCAGAUCCCUAAUGAAGUAACGGAGCUGAGAAAGAAACAAGAUAGUGAAGUAUCGAAGGAGAAUGCAGUGUCCGUACCAAAUAUUGAUGUAGUGGCAGAAAAAGGAUCUACUCCAAUAAGUUUGAGUGCUCCUGCUGUUAACACAGGUGGUCGUGAUGCCAUGCCUUUAAGAACAUCUGUGGUGCCAGGUUCCUCAUCUGCAUUGGAUUUAAUUAAGAAGAAGUUGCAGGACCCUGGAGUUCCUUCUUCCUCACCUGUUCCGGUUGUGCCAGUAACAGCAACACAUGAAUUAAAUGGCUCAAGAGCAGUUGAUGUUAAGGGCUUGCAAAGCGAGAGCAACAAAGAUAAACUAAAAGAUGCAAAUGGGGAUGGUAGCAUAUCUGAUUCCUCUUCAGAUUCUGAGGAUGCAGACAGUGGGCCUUCUAAGGAAGAGUGUAUCAUGCAAUUUAAGGAAAUGCUUAAAGAACGGGGAGUUGCACCAUUCUCAAAAUGGGAAAAGGAACUGCCAAAGAUAGUGUUUGAUCCACGUUUUAAGGCAAUUCCAAGUCAUUCUGCUAGGAGGUCCUUGUUUGAACAUUAUGUUAAGACACGUGCUGAGGAGGAACGCAAAGAAAAGCGAGCUGCUCAGAAGGCUGCAAUAGAGGGAUUUAAGCAGUUGCUGGAUGAAGCAUCAGAGGAUAUUGAUCAUGAUACCAAUUAUCAGACUUUCAAAAGAAAAUGGGGAAGUGAUCCACGAUUUGAGGCUUUGGACCGUAAGGAUCGGGAGCUUCUAUUAAAUGAAAGGGUUCUUCUUUUGAAGAGGGCUGCUGAAGAAAAGGCUCGAGCUAUACGUGCUGCUGCUGCUUCUAGUUUUAAGUCCAUGCUUAAAGAGAAAGGAGAUAUCAAUGUAAAUUCCCGUUGGUCCAGGGUGAAGGAUAGCUUAAGGGAUGAUCCUAGGUAUAAGUGUGUUAAGCAUGAGGAUCGAGAGGUUUUGUUCAAUGAGUACAUAUCUGAACUAAAGGCCAUAGAAGAGAAAGCAGAGAGAAAAGACAAAGUGAAAAAGGAGGAGGAGGAGAAACUGAAGGAAAGAGAGCGAGAGUUGCGGAAAAGGAAAGAGAGAGAAGAACAAGAAAUGGAAAGGGUGCGACUAAAAGUUCGCAGGAAGGAGGCGGUUGCAUCUUUUCAAGCUUUGCUUGUGGAAACAAUUAAAGAUCCCCAGGCAUCCUGGACAGAGUCAAAGCCUAAGUUGGAAAAGGAUCCUCAGGGACGUGCAGCGAAUCCUGAUCUGGAUUCAUCUGAUAUGGAGAAGCUCUUCCGUGAGCACAUAAAGAUGCUAUUUGAGAGAUGUGUGAACGACUUCAGAGCUCUGUUAGCAGAAGUCAUAACUCAAGAUGCAACUGCUCAAGAGACAGAAGGUGGUAAAACAGCCCUUAAUUCAUGGUCAACUGCCAAACGUCUUCUGAAGCCCGAUCCAAGGUAUAACAAGAUGCCAAGAAAAGAGAGGGAAGCGCUGUGGCGUCGAUACGCAGAGGAUAUGUUGCGAAAACAGAAGUCGGCAUUAGAUCAGGAGGAAGAGAAACACACUGAUGUGAAAGGCAGAAGCUCUGGUGGUGAUUUUGGAAGAUAUUCGUCAGGUACAAGGAGAACUCAUGAACGUAGAUAGUUCGUUUUGUUGGGAAACUAGGCAUUUGUAGAAGUUACUGAUUUUUAAUAUGUAUACAUAUAUAAUGAGUUAGGCUCUGAUUUAGUUUCCCCCUAUGCUAUUUCCCGUUGAAGGAAAAUGGGUUUAACCCAUGUAUUUAUUUAUUAGAUAAUCCAUCCAUUGAUUUCUAAUAUUGCGUAAAAUGUUUACAGUUUCACUAAUCAGAAUUUGUAUCUGAGAUCCUUGAGUUA